AUGGGAGAGGCAGAGGUUGCCCCAAGAAAGAGACUCAUAAUUAAGCUUCGUUUGCCGCAUUCAAGAACAUUGUCAUCUGAAGAGUGCAAACUAAAGGAUGAUGUUGAUACUGAAAAGCGUGGACCAGAAUUUAUGGCUUCUGAUUCAUGCGGCGAGAAGAGGAAGAAAGAUCAGUAUUGCAGCACUACUGAAUACUCGUUGCAAACAGAAGAAGGAGAUGAUGGUGCUGAUUCUCGCAAAGGUGGAAAGAGACGAAAGUUGGCAACUUCUGAAGUUUCUGUUUUCACAAAAUCUUCUGUGCAAGAACACCACAAUGCAUGUUCAAGAAUCCCAAGAACCGGUUCUACGGUGCUUGACUCAAAGAACAAGAAGGAGGAAGAGAAAGAACACCACAAUGCAUGUUCAAAAAUCCCAAGAACCGGUUCUAAGAAUCCCAAGAACCGGUUCUAUGGUGCUUCACUCGAAGAACAAGAAGAGAAAGAGGAAGAACACCACAAUGCAUGUUCAAGAAUCCCAAGAACCGGUUCUAAGGUGCUUGACUCCAAGAACACGAAGAAGGAGGAGGAGAUGAAGGUUGUUCUGAACGAGCAUAGAAUGGAUCGUUAUCAAAAGAUACAGUGUUGGAUGAUCUUGAAGCGCUUCAUGGUUGGAAGAGAUGGCUGGGCUUUCAAUAAGACUCUUUAUUCCAAGAAAUUAGGGAUUCUUGGUAACAACUGUGAGAGUGUGUUGUUGAUGAAGCCAAUUGGGUUUGAGGAAAUAGAGUAA
Molecule: messenger RNA, 765 nt
Organism: Arachis ipaensis
Lineage: Eukaryota; Viridiplantae; Streptophyta; Magnoliopsida; Fabales; Fabaceae
Source: RefSeq, a predicted model, not a curated record